AUGGCGGCGGUGGCGGCAAGUGGUGGUCUCGCGGGAGGCGUGCCGAGUCAGGCCGAGGUGGUGGUGGUGGGUGGCGGGGUGAUUGGGACCUCGAUCACGUACCAUCUGGCCAAGCGCGGUGUUGAUGUAGUGCUUCUGGAGCAAGGCUCGCUGACGGCAGGGACGACGUGGCAUGCUGCGGGGCUGAUGGCUACCUUUGGCUCGCUCUCGGAGACCUCCACCGAGCUCCGCAAGUACUCGAAGCACCUGUACGCCGACGUGCUCGAGGCUGAGACAGGCCUGGCCACCGGCUUUGAUCCGGUCGGCUUUGUCGAGCUUGCUACUGCGCCCGAUCGCGUCGAAGAGUACCGCCGCGUGGCGGCCUUCAACCGCAAGUGCGGCAUCGACGUCCAGGAGAUCUCGGCCGCAGACGUCGCCGAGCUCUUUCCUCUCUGUGCUGUCGACGACGUCUACGCCGGCUUCUACGUUCCCACCGACGGGCGAGUCAAUCCGACCGACGUGACCAUGGCGCUGGCCAAGGGCGCCCGGCUGGCCGGGGCGACCAUCCACGAGGGUGUGGCCGUCGACCACGUUGCUGUCGUCGGCCGCCGCGUGACCGGCGUCGUCACCGCCGAUGGCUCCCACAUCGCAUGCGACAAGGUGGUCAAUGCCACAGGUAUGUGGGCCCGCCAGUUUGGCGCAGCCGCUGGUGUCAACAUUCCCAACCAGGCCGCCGAGCACUAUUACCUCAUCACCGACGACCUGCCGGAGCUCGACCGCAAGUGUCCGGUCAUCGAGGACCCGGAGAACUACUGCUACAUUCGACCCGAGGGCGAGGGCCUCAUGAUUGGCCUGUUUGAGGGUGAGGCUGCCGCGUGGGCAGUCGACGGCAUUCCGCGCGACUUUACCUUUGGCGAGAUCGAGCCCGACUGGGAGCGGAUGACACCGUACUUGGAAAGGGCGAUGGCGAGGGUCCCGGCCUCACUCAACGUUGGCGUCAAGAAGUUUUUCUGCGGGCCCGAGUCCUUUACGCCCGACCUUGCGCCGCUUGUCGGCCCCGCGCCCGAGCUUGAUGGCUACUGGGUCGCGGCCGGCCUUAACUCGAUCGGCAUCAUCACCGGUGGCGGACUUGGUCAUCUUGUCGCCGAGUGGAUGACAGAGGGCUACUCUUCAUACGACGUGACUGGCAUCAACGUUGAUCGGCUGCACCCGUACCAGGCCACACCGGCGUAUCGCGCCGCACGCGUCGUCGAGUCGCUCGGUCUGGUUUACAAGACGCACUACCCGACUCGGCCGUCGUCAUCCGCGCGUGGUGUCAAGCGUUCGCCGCUUCAUGCCGCGCUUGCGGAUCGCGGCGCAUGCUUCCGCGACGUGUCCGGCUGGGAGGGUGCUGACUGGUAUGCGCCGCAGGACGGGUCCAAGUGGACUGGCGAGCUGAGCCCCGAGCCGCUCACUUGGGGCCGGCAUCACUGGUUCGCCAACUGGGCUGCCGAACACCACGCCUGCCGCAACGGCGUCGUUGCCAUGGACAUGUCGUUCAUGUCCAAGUUCCGAGUCCAAGGCCGCGAUGCUGGCGCCCAGCUCAACAGGCUCUCCACCGCCAACGUCGACGGCGCGCCUGGCGAGAUCACCUAUACCCAGUGGCUCAACGACCGCGGCAAGCUCGAAGCCGAUCUUACUGUGACCAAGGUAACCGACGACGAUUUCAUGGUUGUGGCUACCGACACGAUGCACCGCCACGUGCUGGGUUGGAUGCACAAGAUGUUCGAGCCCGAGGCGCAUGCCAUUGUCACCGAUGUCACCGGUGGCCUGGCGCAGAUCAAUGUGCAGGGCCCUGACUCGCGCGCGCUCAUGACCGACCUUACCGGCUGCGACUUUUCCAACGUUGCUUUUCCGUUCCGCGCCGUCCGCGAGAUGCCGAUCGGCUUUGCACUAGCGACCGUGGCGCGGAUCACGUACCUCGGCGAACUCGGCUACGAGCUGUAUGUCCCUGCUGAGCACGCCAUGCAUGUCUACGAACAGCUGGUUGAGGUCGGCGCCCGCCACGGACUCGUACACGCCGGCCUCAAGGCGCUCUCGUCGCUGCGGAUGGAAAAGGGCUACCGCGACUACGGGCACGACAUGGACAACACCGACUCGCUGCUCGAGGUGGGCCUCGGCUUUACCGCCGACCUCAACAAGUCGGAUGGGUUUAUCGGUCGCGACGAGCUCCUCGCUCAGAAGGCCAUCAAGGGCAUGCCGCCGCGAAGGCUGCUCCAGAUCCUCGUCGACGAUCCAGAGCCGAUGAUGUACCACGGCGAGGUUGUCUACCGCAACGGCAAAGUCGUGGGUGACAUCCGCGCUGCUUCGUACGGACACACGCUCGGCGGCGCAGUUGGCCUCUCCAUGAUCGAGGCCGACGAGCCCAUUAAUCUCCGCUACAUCAACGACGCUGAGUGGGAAGUCGACAUUGCCGGAAUCCGCUAUCCAGCGCAGGCCUCGUCGCGUCCGCUCUACGACCCGAAGAACGAGCGGAUCAAGGCUGAAGACUAG
Messenger RNA from Thecamonas trahens ATCC 50062, 2511 nucleotides. Its product is annotated as glycine cleavage T-protein. Gene Ontology annotation, cellular component: cytoplasm; mitochondrion. The record is from RefSeq and is a predicted model, not a curated record. The coding region runs from base 1 to 2511 and encodes 836 amino acids. The transcript has a single exon. Gene Ontology annotation, molecular function: oxidoreductase activity; protein binding. NCBI's taxonomy places the organism in Eukaryota, Apusomonadida, Apusomonadidae.